AUGCGAAAGUUGGAAUGGGACGACAUGGGAGUGAAGGUUGAUGGUCGGCAGCUACACCAUUUGCGCUUUGCUGAUGACAUCGUACUGGUAACACCUAGCAUCAGCCAAGCGGAACGAAUGCUGACCGAAUUCGACGAAACAUGUGGAUGUAUCGGUCUUCAGCUGAAUCUACAAAAGACGAUGUUCAUGCGGAACGGAUGGGUCUCGAUGCCCCAUUCACGCUCAACGGAACGAACAUAUCCGAAUGCACCAGCUACGUUUAUCUGGGUCGGGAACUGA
Molecule: messenger RNA, 279 nt
Organism: Necator americanus (New World hookworm)
Lineage: Eukaryota; Metazoa; Nematoda; Chromadorea; Rhabditida; Ancylostomatidae
Exons: 1
Coding region: 1-279 (92 amino acids)
Source: RefSeq, a predicted model, not a curated record